Pseudoliparis swirei is the source of this 2613-nucleotide messenger RNA. RefSeq names its product family with sequence similarity 83 member Fa (gene sack1fa). The record is from RefSeq and is a predicted model, not a curated record. Bases 395 to 1990 code for a protein of 531 amino acids. Lineage: Eukaryota; Metazoa; Chordata; Actinopteri; Perciformes; Liparidae. The transcript has 5 exons.
UUGCCAAAGAAUAUAAUCUCACCGACAUUAAGAUGGUUCAUGAAAUACUUGGUUGAGUUUAAUAAAAGAUGAAAUACUUAGUUAAGUUUUUUUUUUAAAGAUGAAAACUAGACUAGAGUCACAAAACACUCUUUUCUUUCAAUCAUUUUAUUUUCAUUUCCAAGCUAAAUGUUACACAAAUAAAAGUACACAACAUAAAAAUAACUCUGCAAACAACAAAGCAACCUUUAAACCCCAAAUAUUUCUUUUAUUCCGAAGGUUUUACAACCGGAAGUGGACCUUUCCAAACAGGUCCCGCCUCCCGCCGCUCACCUGAGAGACUCACCUGCGGUACCUGCAGUACCUGGGAGAGCAGCAGCCGAGCAGCAGCGACCGGCGGCCGGGUAGAGGAGGCAUGGCGGGGUCCCAGCUGAUGUGCAUGGAGGACGACCACGUGAACGAGAAGGUCCCGGAGACCCGGCCGAGCUUCUACUACAGCGAGGAGCAGCGCGCGGCCCUGGAGCAGCUCCUGCGCGGCGGGGACGGCGCGUUCAAGAUGCGCCUCAAGGAGGACAACGUCAAGGACUUCCUCUCGGCGGGGGAGAUCGGAGUCCUGCGCGAGACGUUCCGGGAGUACGAGACGGACAGCGACUCCGAGUCCGGGGAGCACGAGCGGGCCAAGGAGUCCCCCAGCGCGGACUCCGGGGUCCACUCCACCUACUGGCCCGAGAUGUCCGACAUCGAGGUGCCGCCCCUGGACAUCGGCUGGCCUGGCAGCUGCGGGCUCUACAGAGGGGUGACCCGGGUGGCCAUGUACUCGCACCCCCCCAAGGAGUCCGGGCCCCACAUCAAGGAGGUGGUGAGGGGGCUCAUACAGGAGUCCCACAAGCUGGUAGCCAUAGUCAUGGACCUCCUGACGGACCUGCAGAUCCUCCAGGACCUGCUGGACGCCACGGCGCGGCGCGGGGUGGCGGUCUACGCUCUGCUGGAGGCGCGGGGCGUGCCCCACUUCCUGGACAUGUGCACGCGGCUGCAGAUCAACGCAGUGCAUCUGAGGAACCUCCGGGUGCGGAUGGUGAAAGGUUCGGGGCUGGCGCUGUCCUUUGGGAAGCUGCCCGGGUCGCUGUGCUCCAAGUACAUGCUGGUCGACGGGGAGAAAGUCAUGUUUGGGUCUUACAGCUUCACCUGGAGCUCCUCCCGGAUGGACCGCAACACCAUCACCGUGAUGUCGGGCCAGAUCGUGGACUCCUUCGACAACGACUUCCGGGAGCUGUACGCCGUGUCCGACCCGGUGGACCUCUACGGCGAGUUCAACGUCCCCCGGCCGCCGAUCGCGGCGCCCGUCCGGAAGCUGGAGCGAGUCCACACGAUGCCCGUCUCCACGUCGCGCUUCCAGGCGACCGCCGGCGACCCCCGGCAGGGCGACGUCAAGGUGCCGGCGCACAAGUACCACAACCCCAAGUAUUCGCUGGUGUUCGGGAACAACACGGGCCACAGGGGGUCCGUGCAGGACCUCUCCUCCACCGCCGCCGCCACGGGCGGCUCGCUGGUCGGCGGCGGGACGCACGCGAGGAACGGCCUCCCGCAGAACCACGCCCCGCAGAACCACAAGGUGGACCACGCCCCCCCAAAGAGUCCCGGCGCGCCCGCGGAGGACGAAGACGCGGACGGGAAGGGCGACUCGAAGAAGAACCACCAGCUCUUCGGCGCCAAGAAACAAAUCAACUCCUUCAGGCACUUCUUGAAGUCCAGAGGGCCCACGGAGACUUUGGUGGAGGGCGUGGUCACCCCGCAGAGCCCCGCCCCCGUCUACAAGGCGGCGGAGACCAAUGGCGUCGCGGCGACCGAGGAGGAGGACUCGUUCAACGUCGUCGAGACGCCGAAACCCAAAACCAAGAAGCCCUCCAACCUCCUCCAGAGGAGCAUGUCUCUGCAGGUCAUCAACACCGGAGACGACGACGGGUCUAAAGGCCGCCGGCGGCACCAGAAGAAGAACUGCAUCCAGUCGUGAGGCCACGCCCUCGAGGGACACUCGUAAAGCCCCGGCGUCCCGUCACUUGAGACCCGGUGACGCCCCGUUGCACUAUGGGUAAUUGGUCCUCGCUGUGGAGUCGACCGCCGAAGAAGACGCCGUCAUUUAAAACUAAUGACGCAGGAGAAAAAAAAGUCCAGAGGAACUCAACGCUGAAGCCAAAAGUCCUGCCGCAGGGAUGUCCCCCCCGCAGGUGUUUUCUAUAUAUAUUUUUUUUAAUUAAAUGAAUGCACCUGAUAGUUUUUUUAAAUAUUCCAUACUCGACCCUGAACGCCACAGCGUCACCCGAGGCUGCGUACGGGGGUGGGGGGGGAGAGAGAGGGGGGCGGGUGGUUACAUCACACCUGGUUGCUAUGGAGACAGGAGAAGAAUUGAGAUGUCCUGCCCCCCCGAGUGUCGUCUUGCAGGAGACCCUCGGUAUUGAGUGCUGCUCAGCCUGUGAAUAAUGUACGCCGAUACGUCUGCGUUUUGUGCGUCUGCACUUUGUCUUUGUUUGUUUGUUCAGGAGGAAAACGGACUGAGUUUAAAAUGUGAAUCCCUGAGAACCACUUGAGAUGUAAAUGAUCUUCUGUAGCAGAAAAUGCAUAAAAGACGUCAAAAUA